Molecule: messenger RNA, 1983 nt
Organism: Coccinella septempunctata (seven-spotted ladybird)
Lineage: Eukaryota; Metazoa; Arthropoda; Insecta; Coleoptera; Coccinellidae
Gene: Bx42
Product: puff-specific protein Bx42
Exons: 4
Coding region: 191-1795 (534 amino acids)
Biological process (GO): mRNA splicing, via spliceosome
Cellular component (GO): spliceosomal complex
Source: RefSeq, a predicted model, not a curated record
GCUCAGUAGCUGUCAAGCUGUCGCUGUCAGUCAACAAUUAAUUAAUUAAGGGCUAAGUAGUGUUUUUCUACUCUGAAUUAAUUCUUUUUCGAAAAGCAGACUAAAGUGUGUUAUGGUUUAUAUAGACCUUAUUGCGUAACAUUAAUUUUACCUAGUUGUGUAAAUGUUCUGUUAGCUGAUACACAUCAUCAUGAGUUUGUCAAGUUUUCUCCCUGCACCCAUACAACCAACCUGGGAUAGGGAUGACGAAAGAAGGCAGAGAGAAGCUGAAAAACCUUCAACUGCUUUGGUGAGCGCCCAAAGCAUAGCUCCCCCAUAUGGACAGAGAAGAGGAUGGGUUCCACGUUGUGUUACAGAUUACGGAGAUGGGGGGGCAUUUCCGGAAAUCCAUAUCGCCCAAUAUCCCCUGAAUAUGGGACAAAAGGGACGUGACUCAACUUCAAAUGCUUUAGCUGUUCAGUUAGAUGCUGAGGGAAAAGUGAAAUAUGACAUUUUGGCCAGGCAGGGACACUCGAGUGAUAAAAUAGUUUACUCCAAAUUAUCGGACUUGCUACCGGCAGAGAUGGUUUCUGAAAACGAUGAAAGUUUGAAAAAACCUUCCCAGGAAGAAGUCGAUGAAAUAACUGAAAAAACCAGAUUGGCUUUGAUGAAAUUGACUAAUUCUAAAAUUGCUGCAGCCAUGCCCGUAAGAUGCGCAGAAAGACAAGGCCCAGCCGAAUUCAUUCGUUAUACACCUUCUCAACAAGGCGCGGCGUUCAAUUCAGGUGCUAAACAAAGGAUUAUACGCUUAGUAGAAGCUCAGGUUGACCCGAUGGAACCUCCUCGAUUCAAGAUCAACAAAAAAAUUCCUAGGGGAGCUCCAUCGCCACCACCGCCUGUUAUGCACAGUCCAACCAGGAAAACUACCGUUAAGGAACAGAAAGAAUGGAAAAUACCACCUUGUAUAUCGAAUUACAAGAACGCGAAGGGAUAUACUGUGCCUUUAGAUAAACGUCUAGCUGCUGAUGGUAGGGGACUUCAACAGUCCCAUAUCAACGAAAAGUUUGCUAAGCUUGCCGAAGCUUUGUAUAUUGCGGACAGAAAGGCGCGUGAGGCUGUUGAAACCAGGGCUCAGCUAGAAAAGAAAUUGGCUCAAAAGGAGAAGGAGCAGAAAGAAGAACAUCUUAGGCAGUUGGCUCAGAAGGCUAGAGAUGAGAGAGCUGGUAUAAGGACCGUACCUGUUGAAAAAUUGACAGUGGAAGAAGAACGUGAGCGUGAGUUGCUGAGGCAGGACCGUCACAAGGAGAGAGCAAGGGACCGCAAUCUUGCCAGGGCCGCCCCAGACAAGAGAUCCAAGCUUCAGCGUGAAAGGGAACGUGAUAUCUCUGAACAAAUCGCCUUGGGAAUGCCCGCCAGGGGACAGUCUGGCGAUGUUCAAUUCGACCAGAGGCUCUUCGGUCAAGCUAAAGGUCUUGGGCAAGGAUAUAAUGACGAUGAAGGUUACAACGUGUACGACAAACCUUGGAGGGAAGGUGGAUCCCUGGCUAACCACCUAUACAGACCGAGUAAGAACAUUGACAACGACGUAUAUGGUGAGGACCUCGACAAGAUCAUCAAGACAAACAGAUUCGUGCCAGAUAAGGAGUUCGGUGGCACUGAUCGUAGUGCGGCUGCUUCCAGAUCUGGGCCAGUACAGUUUGAGAAGGAGGAGGAUCCGUUCGGUCUGGAUCAGUUCUUGAGUCAAGCAAAGAGAGCUAGCAAGCGUAAAGAGCCUGAAAAGAGGGACGAUAGGGAUAAGAAGAAACGAAGAGAUUGAAUUGGUCUCCUAGGUCUUGCUGCAUUGCAGACGUUAAGAUUUUGUUUGUAACUGGUAUAAAUCCUGAAAUUAUUCCAUUGUAAAAUAUGUGACAUCAACUGAGUUACAAUAAAAUUCUUUGUAAUCAUAGCUAUAAACAUGAAUUUUAUACAGAAAAUUGUAAAGAAAAAAAUAGAAAAAUAUCAAAA